AUGGUUUGUGCAGGUCAAGGUUGCCGAAGCUCUGAGGCUCGUUCGUUCCGCAUUCGCUGCAACUUCAGCCACGCGGCGAGGGAUGACCCCAUCGUCUUCCCUGGGCAGCCCGGGAAGUCCCACCUGCACGACUUCCUCGGCAGCACGAUCACCAAAGCCGACACCAUCGAUGCCAGGAAGUUGGUGGGCAGCAAGACAACGUGCGGGCUGAAGGCGGACUCAGCGGCGUACUGGUUCCCGUCCAUGUUCAUGCGCACCAACCAGAAGAACGCCAAGGGCCAGUACAUCUACAAGCACCUGAAGCCCAACUGGACGCUCUUCUAUUACCGCACGUCCGUCAAGAAUCCGGAAACCAUCCAGCCCUUCCCGCGGGGCUUCCGCAUGCUCACAGGCAACCCGUUCGCAGGCAAUAAGCAAGCCAACGACAUGGCGAACGUGGAAUGCCCGGAUCACCGCAGCCAUGUGGUGCACAUCCCGCUCAACACCACGUGUCCGUCGUCGCACCCCGUGGCGCUGCCGCGCAUCAGCAUCAAGAUGUACUACCCCGUCGACACGGAUCUCGACCUCACGUGGCCUGAGAACGGCAUCAAGGGCAACCCCGCCGUGUUCCUCUCCACCAUACAGAGCGGCGGCACGGGCAGCCCUUUCGAGUAUCACAGCGACUUUAUCAACGGAGAGGAUGAGCGGGAGGAUCAGCUUGGCGGAGAUCUGCCUCAGGCCGCCGAUCAGUCAGCGCAGCUGGCGGCGGAUCUGGCGGGGAACGGGUGGCUCAGCACGCGGCGCACGAAGCUGGUGUGCACCAUCGGGCCGGCGUGCUGCGGCUUCGAGCAGAUCGCGGCGCUGGCGGAGGGCGGCAUGAACGUCGCGCGCAUCAACAUGUGCCACGGCACGCACGCCUGGCACCGGCAGGUGAUUCAUGACAUACGGCGGCUGAACGAGGAGCGCGGGUACAGCGUGGCGGUGAUGAUGGACACGGAGGGCAGCGAGAUCCACAUGAGCGACCUGCAGGGCGCGCCCUCCGCUAAAGUCGCGGAGGGCGAUGUGUGGACGUUCACGGUGCGCAAGUUCCCCGAGGGCAUGGCGCUGCCGCCCAACACAGUGCACGUCAACUAUGACGGCUUCAUCGACGACGUGCGGGAGGGGGACGAGUUGGUGGUGGACGGGGGCAUGGCGCGGCUGCAGGUGGCGGCGCGCAUGGGGCCUGACGUGGUGUGCAGUGUGCUGGACCCGGGGCUGCUGCUGCCGCGCGCCAACCUCACCAUCUUCCGCAACGGCCAGCUCGUGCGCGCCACCAACGCCAUGCUGCCCACCAUCUCCUCCAAGGACUGGAUAGACAUAGACUUCGGCAUAGCGGAAGGGGUGGACUUCAUCGCCAUCUCCUUCGUGCGCUCGCCUGAGGUCGUCACUCACCUCCGCAGCUACGUCAACGCCCGCUCGCCCUCCCGCCCCAUAGCGCUGAUAGCCAAGAUAGAGAGUGUGGAGGCGGUGGGGCGGCUGGAGGAGAUCAUAGCGGCGUCAGACGGAGCCAUGGUGGCGCGGGGCGACCUGGGCGCGCAGGUGCCGCUGGAGGAGGUGCCGGGCGUGCAGCAGGACAUGGUGGACCUGUGCCGCGCGCUCAACAAGCCCGUCAUUGUCGCGUCGCACCUCCUCGAGUCCAUGAUCGAAUUCCCCAUCCCCACCCGCGCUGAGGUGGCGGACACAGCAGAGGCAGUGCACCAGCAGGCGGACGCGCUGAUGCUGUCGGGGGAGUCGGCCAUGGGGCAGUUCCCCCUCAAGGCGCUGGACGUGCUGCGCACCGUGGCGCUGCGCUUUGAGGCCAUCGAGGAGGGUCAGGGCGAGUACCAAGGCGGCCCGGGUGCGGCGGCCACGGAUGGGCGCACAGCGGUGGAGCGCGUGGCGCUGCUGCCCGAGCUGUCGCACUCGCUCCGGGACCGCAUGUCCGAACAGAUCUGCGCUGCUGCCGCCCAGAUGGCCAUGCGUCUGGGGGCAAAAGCAAUAAUUGCCUUCACCCAGAGGGGGUACAUGGCGUCGUUGCUCUCCCGCUGCCGCCCCAACUGCCCCAUCUUUGCCGUCACGCCCUCCCAGGCGGUGAGGCAGCACAUGAGUGUGUACUGGGGCCUCGUGCCAUUCCGUCUCGACCUCUCAGACGAUGCCGAGGACAACAUGAGGCGAGCCUUUGCCGUGCUCAAGGCGAGGGGUCUGGCAGCGGAGGGGGAUCUCAUCAUCGCCGUGUCUGACAUGGCGGGUGCACACGAGGCCGUGGGGGCCAGGCAGAGCGUGCACGUCCGCAAGGUGCUCUCACGCGCUCAGGUGCUGUCAGGUGCUGAGGUGCUGUGA
Molecule: messenger RNA, 2337 nt
Organism: Closterium sp. Yama58-4
Lineage: Eukaryota; Viridiplantae; Streptophyta; Zygnematophyceae; Desmidiales; Closteriaceae
Source: the annotation of a GenBank genome assembly